AUGAAGCCGGCGCGGCUGCUGCUGCUGAGCGGGUGCGCGCUGCUGCUGGCGCCGGCCGUGCUCUGCUGCGGGCCGGGCAGGGUGGUAGGCAGCCGCCGCCGCCCGCCCCGCAAGCUCAUCCCGCUCGCCUACAAGCAGUUCAGCCCCAACGUCCCCGAGAAGACGCUGGGGGCUAGCGGCCGCUACGAGGGCAAGAUCGCGCGUAACUCGGAGCGCUUCAAGGAGCUGACGCCCAACUACAACCCCGACAUCAUCUUCAAGGACGAGGAGAACACUGGCGCCGACCGGCUCAUGACCCAGCGCUGCAAGGACCGCUUGAACUCCCUGGCCAUCUCUGUCAUGAAUCAGUGGCCAGGGGUGAAGCUGAGAGUGACAGAGGGCUGGGAUGAGGAUGGGCACCACUCGGAAGAGUCACUGCAUUACGAGGGCCGAGCUGUGGACAUCACAACCUCGGACAGGGACCGCAACAAGUACGGCAUGCUGGCUCGCCUGGCCGUGGAGGCUGGCUUCGACUGGGUCUACUACGAGUCCAAGGCACACAUCCACUGCUCCGUCAAGUCAGAGCACUCGGCCGCUGCGAAGACGGGGGGCUGCUUUCCCGGGCGGGCACUGGCAACGCUGGAGGACGGUGCCCAGACGCCACUGUGGGCACUGCGCCCGGGCCAGCGAGUGCUGGCAAUGGACGGGGCGGGCAGGCCCACCUACAGUGACUUCUUGGCUUUCCUGGACAAGGAGCCCCGUGCCCUCACCACCUUCCACGUCAUCGAGACACAGGAGCCGCCCCGGCGCCUGGUCCUGACGCCCACCCACCUGCUCUUUGUGGCAGAGAACGCUUCGGCGCCCACCGCCCACUUCCGCCCCAUCUUUGCCAGCCUUGUGCACCCAGGACACUUCGUGCUGGUGGUGGCUGCGGGGGGCAGCUUGCAGCCUGCUGAAGUGGUGCGGGUGUGGGACCGGAGAGACGUGGGAGCCUAUGCCCCGCUGACACGCCAUGGGACACUGGUGGUGGACGGCGUGGUGGCCUCCUGCUUUGCUCUGGUGCAGGAGCAACAGCUGGCACAGCUGGCCUUCUGGCCACUCCGGCUCUACCACAGCCUGGUGGGGUGGCCAGGGGUGCAGGGGGAUGGUGUGCACUGGUACUCAGGGCUGCUCUACCGCCUGGGCAGGCUGCUCCUGCCCCCUGACAGCUUCCACCCACUGGGGAUAUCCCAGGCAGAGAGCUGAGGGUGCACCACAGCCCCAGCCAGCACAGCUGGUGGAGGUGGUGGCUGCAGGGUGACUCACUGGGGGCCAGCACCCCCUCCCAAAGCUGGGUGCCCAUGGGGAGCUGCCUCCAGCCCUGCCUGCUUGGGGUACAGCCACCUCCUGGUUGGGGAGCACCGAAGCUCCAUGGUGUGCCUCCUCCCUGUUCACCACCUCACCCUCUGCUCCUGGGGACAGGAGAGAGGCAUGAAGGGUUUUCCCCAGGACAGGAGGUGCCCCCGGCUGGAUCCACAUGCUGCUAUGUGUGUGUGUGUGUGCGAUGUGUGUGUGCGUGUGCCAAAUUAGCUAAUGAUGGAGGUCUGAUAGACGAGUGGGAGGGGGAAGAGGAGAGAGCCCUGGCUGCUCCGCUGUGGCUCCCAGCCUGCCUGCACCCAGUGGGGAAGUUCUGGGAGAGGGGCCCAGGGCCCUUUGCUGGGCAGCCUGCGUGGGAAUGCAGGCAGUGCUGUUUCCACCCCUGGGACAUGGCAGCUGGGAGGAGAGUGACCCAAGUACUGGGACUGUGCCUUGUCCUUAGCCCAUGUGCAGGCGCGCCCAAAACAAGCAGGGGUGGGGGUCUGGCACUGCUCUGGCAUGAGACCUCUGGCUUGGUGACACAAGUGCCACUGGAGUGAUAGACUGGGGAGUGAGAUGCCCCAAGCCAGCAACCAGAGCCACCCAGCUGGGCAUCCCAUGGGGCCGCUGUGACAGCAUGGGGUGCUCUGACUGGCAAGAGCGGGCUGCAGAGGCAGGCACAUGGGCAGAAGGGUGCAAAUGCCAGCCAGGCAUAGCCACGCACUGGUAGGAGCAAGCGUGGGGACAGUCAGGGCUGCAACCCCAGCCUGCUGGAGUCUGAAGAAAGAGGCAGAGGAGAAAACCUUGAAUCCAGCCUUGAACUGGCUCAGCCCAAAAGCCUUUCCCCACCCCAAAGCUAAAAAAACUCCUCAAGCUUCAGACCCUGGCUGGCCUGACCUCCCCAAGCCCUCAGUACCCCAAACCCUCAGGUUUGGUACUUGCUUCCAGCACAAUUUCUGUAUUUUCUCUACUGAGACUCAUACAUAAAAGACCAAAUUUGGUCUAUUUUCCUUUUUUUUUUUUUUUUUAAUAUCUGGGCCCCUCCCCAAACCCCCAGUUCUUUGCUGCUCACCCACUCCUGGGAUAUGGGGAGAGUCCCAUCAGAGCUGCAGCCACAGUUUCCCCACUCCAAAUCCUAGCUAGGGCCUCAGCCUUCCCUAGCUCCACGUAAGUGGAGGGGAGGGGGCUGAGGGAGGCUGUGACCCGUGUCCCCCCCGUAGCAUUGCGCAUCUUUAUUUAUUUAUCUGCUCUUUGUAUGUACCAUAGAUGGGAGGCAGUGUGGGCGCGUGCAGGGUGAGACGGAA
Molecule: messenger RNA, 2618 nt
Organism: Corvus hawaiiensis (hawaiian crow)
Lineage: Eukaryota; Metazoa; Chordata; Aves; Passeriformes; Corvidae
Gene: IHH
Product: Indian hedgehog signaling molecule
Exons: 3
Coding region: 1-1224 (407 amino acids)
Biological process (GO): protein autoprocessing; multicellular organism development; cell fate specification
Molecular function (GO): calcium ion binding; patched binding
Source: RefSeq, a predicted model, not a curated record